GUGGGCUCUGCUGCUCGUUUGACGUAGCAGCCUAAGCUCGGGCUUGAGUGCCCUUCGACAUUGCGGACAAUCUUACCCUUAACCACCACCUAUAUGUUGCUGAUCUUUGCUAUUGAUGGCGUCUGACUCAUCAGCGUCGCCUCCUCGUUCGCCCUCGCUGCUGACAAAGGAGGCCUACUGGUCCUCAUUCUAUACGGACGAGCAGCACACGUACGAGUCGUCAGGCAACGAGGGCGAGGAAUGGUUCGAGGGCCAGGUCGACAACAUCGUUGAAUGGCUCGUCAACGACCUCAUCGGGCCCUCUCGCGCGCCGACGCUGUCUGUUCUCGAUGUCGGCAUGGGCAACGGGCUGUUCCUGGCGCGGCUGGUGGACGAGGGCUUCACGAAUCUGCACGGCAUCGACUAUGCCGAGUCGGCAGUGCAGUUCGCGCGGCGGCUGAUGGAGGACAGGAGGGGCGACUGGCCUGACGGUGUGAGUGUGCGGUUCGACCGGCUUGACGUGCUGGCUUGUGAAGAGGAGCUGAGGGCGGUGCUGCGGGAGGGGGGCUACUCGCUGGUGCACGACAAGGGCACAUUCGACGUCAUGUGGAUGAGAGGACAGGCGGGCGACGAUUCUGCGAUUGAGGGGUACCUUCGCUUCCUCGAUUGUGCGGUUGCGGCCGAGGGGCUGUUUGUGGUGACGUCGUGCAACUGCACUGAUGAGGAGCUCCAAGCGACGUUCGGUGGUUCGUUUGAGCAUGUGUCAUCGCUGGCGCAUCCGUCGCUAGCCUUUGGGGGGCAGACAGGGCAAGUUGUGAGCACUGUAGCGUUCAAACGAAGACAGACGGACUGAGAGCGAGCGUUGGCUGUCGGCUGCUGGCUGUUAUAUAUGUGCCUUGCCUUAGA
Vitrella brassicaformis is the source of this 885-nucleotide messenger RNA. NCBI's taxonomy places the organism in Eukaryota, Vitrellaceae. The record is from the annotation of a GenBank genome assembly.